AUGUCGUUGGAGAUGUGGGCAGUUGCAGCGGUCGCGAUUGUGGAUUCGGCUGGUACACCGCUUAUUAUUCGAGCAUUUCUUUCUCCUCCGUCUGUUCUUAAUGCUCCUGAAUUUCCCACCCAGGCACAUCUUUAUGUUUGCCCUGAGGAUAUUCUUGAUCUCCAUUUUUUGCUUUUCUCUUCGCUUGAUCGCAGCGAGGAGCUUGUGACUGCCAAAAAACAGCGUAUGCAGGCUACUGUCUCUACGACCACAACUCCGCAGAGUGGAUCUUUAGGAUAUGCACCAACAACUCGGGAUAAUUCAAAAUUACCAGGUAAUGCGGCUGUGAACCCCAAGGAGGAAUCCGACGGGGCUCUGCCCAGGGUGGGGUCCAGCUCUACGCUGGCCCCCACAGGCCUCAAUACGUCUCUUUCAAACACAAUAUCGCCUCGACGCCUGGUGACCUCGUCGACUGACAUUCGCUUUCUGGGGAAGCUCAUCCAUAGCUACCGCUUUCUUUCCUAUGGCUUUUGCUCCGCCACCGGCAUCACCACGCUGCUGGUGACGGUGGGGAGUGAGGCCCCUUCGGAUGCUGUCAUCCCGCUUUGUCGGGCUAUCUACGAGUGCGCUUCGGCCGCGCUGUGCAAUCCAUUUCGCACCUCAGCCCAGUGUUGGUGUGCCCAGCUGAAGCUCCUUGAGGAGAGAUACCCCACCGACGCGAUUUCGCAACGCGAGAGAACGAUAGCUGAGGGUGCAUCAGGUACUGCUGAGGCGGAUUUUGAUAGAGUUAGAAAGUCGGAUCAUCCCGAAGUACCGAAACUUCCGUUAAAGAUAGACCUUGGGUUGCCAUCAUGUAGUCAGGAAUUUACUUGGCCCAGAUCCGCCCCAACUCCGGCUUCAGUUUCACAGGAGCCAACUUUAGCAUUAUCUAAGGCCUUUAAUAGGCAGUUGGAGUCGAUUUUGUCAACUUUCACGGUUACUUCAAGAAGUUGCAUUGUCCAUUGA
Phytomonas sp. Hart1 is the source of this 984-nucleotide messenger RNA. NCBI's taxonomy places the organism in Eukaryota, Euglenozoa, Kinetoplastea, Trypanosomatida, Trypanosomatidae. The record is from the annotation of a GenBank genome assembly.